CUCCUCGGCCCUCGUCGUCGCAACUUGUAUCGUGCAGAGUGCAGGUGCGGCGCGCAUGCACGACCCACGGCAAGCAGCCCGCGACGCGUGCACGCGUUGUCACCCCACCCUCUCCACUCUCCCCACUCCCUCUACCCUCCCCACCUGCCGCACCUGCCGCACCCACCGCUGCCUGGCCAUCUCAAGCCCCGAGUCGUGCCCUCCAUCCUCUGACACCCCUCGUCUCGCUCCAGUGCACCUUGUUCCACCUCUGUCAACCUGGAGCGCACGGGCGAUCUUAUGGCGAGAGACCCUCCCAAUUCUCUUUGUUGUGCAGUUUUUGGACGAUGUGUGAUAGUGAAUGUAGGCAGUCGCGCAGUUGCGGCCAUUGAGAUCAAAGCCAUAGGUAGUCGAGGAGGCCAAAGGAGCCGCCACACACCCACCUUUCCCAUCUCCCAUCUGCUAUACUGCUAUCUAACUAUCUAUCUAUCGAUCAGUCUUGAUCAUCAUCGUCGUCGUCGUCGUCGCCGUCGUCUCUGUCUCCGUCGUCGUCGUCGUCGUCGUUCUACUCAGCGUCCUCCCAUCUUUGAUCACCACAUCAUUUCUCGCUCCUCACACCUCACACCCUCACACCCCUCACAUCACACUCCCACCUCCUCACCCGCUCCAUUCCCGGCCAUGGCCGAGCUUACGAUGGAGCGCCCUGCCACCGCGCUCUCCAACUUCAGCUGUUACAGCGACUCGGCAACACGAUCCCACUCCGACCACCUCCACAAUGCCCUCCAGCUCGACGAAGUCGAUGCUCUGGGUGCCCUGCCUCCCCCACCCGCCCCCUUCCCAAUGGAGCAGCUUGCCCUGCUCCUCGCCGCGUCUAACGGAAGGCAAGCAUUAGAAGACGACCGUGUCUCGGACGUCCUCUCCGAUGCUGGCACCGACGCUUCCGACGUCACGGUGUCAGUAGAGUACGACUACGACGACAUGACCGAGCUCAAUCUCGUCGGGAUACAGCGACACUGCGCCGACUGCAUCGAGAUUCUCGUCCGACCACACACCUCAGGCUCGGGUUCAAGUGCGGGCUCCGCCGACAAGGAACUCGCCGCCAAGCUCGGCGACCUCCUGGAAGCAACAUACGAGCUCGAGACGUUCCACCCGAGCUCGGCGUGCUGCUCGCCGGCGACCCCGGCAGAGGAGGAUGGAGAUCAGUCGCCGUUCCUCGCCCUUGUCCACGCCCUGCUUGGCGCUCAAGCCGUGGUGGCGCAGCGUCAGCCCCGCCCUGCGCCACAAAACCUAUCCAGCGAGACGUCUGAACAUCCGGUGGAGGUCGUGCGCGAGGAGUUGGCUUGGGCACGCGUCGAGACGCUUGCUCGCGACAUUGUCGACAUGGUGCGCGCACGAGAUGACGAGGACGCUCCCCGCUUCUCAUCAGAGGAGGACGACGACGUCAAGAGCAUCCUCUCGCUGCCGCCAAAGUAUCGGCGGAGCGAGCGCGACUCGGCCGGCUCGGGCAGCUCGCGCGUCUCCGGCCCACCAGCAUACAAGGACUAUCGCGACGACCGGGUGCUGGGCGAGACGGCGUCGGCGGUGUCGGGCAAGGACCGGAAGAGCGGCGAGUUGUCUUCGCCACGCAGCAUGCACUCGGCGUUGAGUAGCAUCGCGCCGAUCCUCAACGACCUCGACACGGUCACGCACGCCAUUGAGCGGCUGCACACCAUGGCGCCGCAGCUCGACGACCAGCGCAUCGCGCUGCGCACCUCGGCCCAGCGGCGGACCAAGCCUGCGCCGGCGCCACUGAGCCUCAAGAAGCCGAGCGAGGCGAGACUCCGCGAGCUCGACGACCUGUGGGACAAAAUCGAGCGCGCCCACGCACCGACCAAGGAGGCCGCCGUGGCACUCGACGACCGGCGGCUAUCGCGCAAGUCGUACAUGUUCCGGGAGCUGCCGCCGACGCCGGCGAGCGCGCCCGCGUCGCGCAACGUCUCGCGCACACGCAGCCGGCGCGAGGACGUAGAGCGCACAACAUUCCUCGAAGAGCUGAUGGAGAACAGCGCGAGCACACGCAUGCGCGACCAAGACGUGCCGCUGCGGCCGCGCGCGGCGCUGCCCAAGCCCAGCGGAUACUUGGAGGAGGCGAUUGACCGGAGUCCAGCACGGCUUGGAACACAAGACUUUCCAAUCCCACUCGAGACGUUCCUGGCCAACAAACGAAAACAGACUGCCGCCGCUCGAUCUGCAAAUCCCACAAUUCACAAUUCUGACAAGGCUCCAUCCAUCUCGGCGUACUCGACCAAGUCAUCCAAGUCGUCCACCCUCAAAGCGCGCCGCAAGUUCAAGGAGAAGGACUUGUUCGCCAUCGUCGCCGACGCCGGCUCGCGCCUGCCCAACCAGGACGCGCCCCCGCCCACGCCCAAGAGGAAAGCUUUCCUCUCCCUCACCGGCAACGCGCCGCCGCGCGCCCCGCUCUCGUCUACGGGGUGGCUGCCGCGCGUCGGAUCGCGCGAGCUCUUGACGCCGCGCACGCCCGUCACUCCCUCGAGUCCGUGGGGCCGCACGCCGUCCAUCGGGCCCAGGACGCCUACGUCCCCCGCCUUCCCGCCGAGCCUGUACGACGAGCCGACUCGCACGUCCGAGCCCCGCUCCAUUCGCAAGCUCAUGGGCCAGCUCGUGCGCCGUGGGUCUACCACGUCCCUCAAAGACAGUGGUAGCGCGAACACCACCCCGAAAUGCCGCCCCGUCCCUCUCCCCCCUCCCCCACCUCCCGCCAUCGACCCCGAUGCCGUCGGCUACCUGUGCGAGACGCAGGAGAACCUUCGCGUCGUCCAGGUCAUGCUAUACGGCGGCGACACUGCGCUAGCGACUGACCUCGAGCUCGAAGUCACAACACCGGGUGGCGCUGUCGUCACGUCGCGCUCUGACCCAAAUGUGCGCAUCAACAUCGCCCUUCCCUCCGCUGUGCCGCUCGGCCAGCGCGUGCCCUUCGUCCUGGCGGACGGGCACAUGGAGGCGAAGCUCGCCGCACUGCCCAUGAGCGCGGCAAGCUUGAACGCUCACAUCACGCACGCCCUCUCCGCGCCGAGUCUGCGACAACUCGCUCCCAGAAGCCUGUGCUGCACGCAGUGCGACCGCGAGAUUGCCGAGUUCCCAAGCGGCGUCGCGUUCAAGGACCUGCCGAGCGAACACUGGGCUGAGAUGCUCGAGGUGUGGAUGUGCCAUGCCGACCCAGCCUUCACCGCCCACAUCGCCAAGCAGACCAAGGACGGGUUCUGGCCGACAAACAACACGGUGCUCGUCGGCGGGUCGUACCUCCUCGUCUCGGGGAACGACGUGUGCAAGACCAAACUGGUGGAGCAGGAGAGCAGCGAGCCUGACGAGUGGCGCCGCGUCUCAUGCCCUUGCGGCGAGGUGCUCGGCAAGGUCCGUCAGUCGGGCUACAUCGGCGCGGGCACGGUGCGGUUCAACAAGUGGGCGAUAUCGCUCAUGCGCGGGCGUGGCAUCGGCGAGAUCGAGCACGUGCGCUUCCCCGUGUCCUGCUUUGUCGUCUCGGACAUGCUGGAGCUCUCACAAGCGCACGCGGCCUACCGCUUCCUGAUCGCGGAUGAGGCGACGGGCGCCCCGCGCCUCGCGCUCUGGCUCUUCAAUCCCAGCAUGCACGUCGCCUAUCGCCGCCCGGCAAAGGCGACAUUCAGCCUGACGUCGGCGCCGCCGGCGCCGUCGCGGCCCUCGAGCGAACGCCCCGGCCGCUUGGGCAUGCGUGCGUCAGGCGACCGCGCGCGGGGCCGCAACGCAUCAAGCACGCGCGCGGGCGAGCCGGCGCGCUCGAUGCGCGCCGCCAAGAUCAUGUUCAAGCUCCUCGACGGCGCGGACCGGGGCACGGCGGGCCUGCCGGGCUUCGGCGGCGCCGUCGAGACCAUGCGGUAUCCGCGCGACGUGUGCGACAGCCUUAUUGCGGCGCUGCGCGCGAGCACGACCGUGUACCCUGCGAGCCGGCGGGCGCUGGGCGCGUUCAGUGCGGGGUUCUUGGAGCGGGUGUGAUGUGUAACAGUGUACGAAAGUAGAAGGUAUCUAGAAGAUUGGCAUCGUAACAGUCAUCGAAGUGUACGUGGUUCCGGGCAUGCAUGUACAUAGGCGUGAAGAGUGGGGAGGGGUGGCCAGGAGGAUGAGGCAAAGACUGUUUGAGGAGGAGCUUAGGGGGGGAGGUUGAGGCAUGUGGCGCUGAGCGGCCAGCUUGCAGUCACCGCACGCCACUGCUUCGAAGCGAGGGUGCCGCGACGCAAGAAGACGACGAUAUUGCGAUAUGGCGAUCGAGUGAGCGUUAUCUCGCGUCAGCAUGCCGAGGCGAUCUCGCACGAUCGCAUGGCCGCGCCUGAUUAAUGUCAGCUUGGCAUGGCGCAGAGG
Molecule: messenger RNA, 4371 nt
Organism: Cutaneotrichosporon oleaginosum
Lineage: Eukaryota; Fungi; Basidiomycota; Tremellomycetes; Trichosporonales; Trichosporonaceae
Biological process (GO): protein autoubiquitination; protein monoubiquitination; protein polyubiquitination
Cellular component (GO): cytosol; nucleus; ubiquitin ligase complex
Molecular function (GO): cyclin binding; ubiquitin conjugating enzyme binding; ubiquitin protein ligase activity
Source: RefSeq, a predicted model, not a curated record